AUGGUGAGUGAAAUAGGAAUGAACAAAGACAAAGAAGAUGAGAAUGCAAAUAACAAGAAUGGGAAUAAUGAAGACAAUGAAAUGAUGAUGAUGAUGUACGACAAAGUGAAGGCGGUUGUAGGCGGAAGUGCAGUGGUGGUAUUCAGCUUAAACGAUUGUUGUAUGUGUCACGUCGCGAAACGCCUUCUGUUUAGCCUCGGCGUAGGGCCAACUGUCAUCGAACUCGACUCGAAAAGCGGCAGUAAUGGCGAGAUUCAGGCUGUGCUAUACCAGCUUUCCGGUCAGCAUCAGCCGCUGCCAGCCAUAUAUGUUGGAGGCAAGUUUUUAGGAGGGAUUGAAUCUCUUAUGGCUUCUCACAUAAAUGGAUCCCUUGUUCCUCUCCUUAAAGAGGCUGGUGCACUUUGGCUCUAA
Beta vulgaris subsp. vulgaris (sugar beet) is the source of this 411-nucleotide messenger RNA. RefSeq names its product glutaredoxin-C9. Lineage: Eukaryota; Viridiplantae; Streptophyta; Magnoliopsida; Caryophyllales; Amaranthaceae. The record is from RefSeq and is a predicted model, not a curated record. Bases 1 to 411 code for a protein of 136 amino acids. The transcript has a single exon.